UUCGCGUUCAGAACGAAUCGAAAGUUUGUUAUUGUUUUGUGAAUGAAAGAUCGGAAUCUUAAUUGUCGGAAUGGUUGUCGUAGAAUUUCAAGUUUCUCCGUUGCGUCGCUAAUUGCAUACUAAUUACUUGGGCAGGUGAUUCCAUAGAAAUUCGCUGACGCCAUAGUGACUUAAGUUAAGAUGACUCAAGACAACAGGUAGUUCAGUUUGGGGUCACAGAGCGCAGCAAUGGCUGGGAAUGUUGUUGGACAUCAGCAGAGCAAAGUCGACGGAGUUGCGGAGGAGAGUUCCAUCUCGGAUGCCUUGGACAUAGCACCGGAGUCUCGAUUCGAGUGCCCCAUCUGCUUGGCAUGGCUGAGAGACCCGGUGGUCACCGCCUGCGGACACAGAUUUUGCAGCAACUGCAUCGACCUUUGGCUCAAAAAAGAAAACGCUUGCUGCCCAGUGGACAAUCUGAAAUUGACCAGAGAUGAUAUAUUCCCAGAUAACUUCACCCGUAGGGAAAUCUCUCAGCAGAGGACCAAAUGCCCGAACAUAGUCAGGGGAUGUCUGCAGGAGUUAUCUCCGCUUGACGUGGAAACGCACUUGCUCAAUUGCGAAUUCAGGAUACCUGAAAGUCAUUUGCCGGAGAGCGAAAAGUUGCACUGCUUGUUUGGCAGCUUCGGGUGUCCACAUAAAUUUGAGGAUGAGCCAGAGUUGCAGAGGCAUUUGGAGAAUGAUACUCAGAACCAUUUCAAGUUAUUUUCGAAUAUUUGCAAGAAUCUAAAAAUUAGUGAAGCCAGUGGUAGCGCUUCCUCUGCUAUAGCGCAACAGGCGAACUUCUGGGAUCCACCAUCGAAGAGCGAGGUCAACAAUCACGAAGGAAGCGUCGAUUCCAUGCAAGGAUUAAUCAAGUAAUUAUUAGGCAACCAAAUGUGCACCAUUCGUAAGCCACUCCUUAAAAAGGGUUUAGUUGAUUGCCACGCCUUAGAUCAGUGGUUUCCUUGAAGUUAGUAUGCCUCCCUCAAAAGUAUGUAAUCAUUUGGCGCUUCCCCUU
This is a messenger RNA of Nicrophorus vespilloides, 1036 nucleotides long. RefSeq names its product TNF receptor-associated factor 6-like. The record is from RefSeq and is a predicted model, not a curated record. Gene Ontology annotation, biological process: protein K63-linked ubiquitination; regulation of canonical NF-kappaB signal transduction; positive regulation of JNK cascade. Gene Ontology annotation, cellular component: plasma membrane signaling receptor complex. NCBI's taxonomy places the organism in Eukaryota, Metazoa, Arthropoda, Insecta, Coleoptera, Silphidae. Bases 229 to 897 code for a protein of 222 amino acids. Gene Ontology annotation, molecular function: ubiquitin-protein transferase activity. The transcript has 3 exons.